AUGUCUUUCCUCUUCUCUGCUUUCAUGCUUGAUGGUAAGUCCCAUGGCCGCAAUGAGAAGGAAAAUGAGUAUACAAGCACAAAACAUCCUCUGCAUUUUCCUGGAGCUUCUGAGGGAUUUACAGUUGAGGUACUCAAUUUCCAGGACAGCAAUGCAAGAUGGCAGCUACCACGGGCUCAGACUACUUAUGAAAACCAAAUAUACAGCCUUAAAAUAAAAUAUGGACCUAAAUCAUUCCCUUUUGUAAUAUUUGUAACAAAAUUUAACAUGAAUGGAGUCAAUAGUUCUAAUGGAGUAGUGAACCCAAGAGCCAUAUCAAUGCUAUCAAAAUGGCAAAAUUCAUGUCGUAUUAAAGUUUUCCUGCAAGAGCCUUGGCACCUAAUGAUGUCUAAAAAAAUUAUGAAACUCCCUCAGCCGACUGAAGGUCAGUGUUAUAGCAAUUAA
Messenger RNA from Rhinopithecus roxellana (golden snub-nosed monkey), 444 nucleotides. Its product is annotated as ubiquitin-conjugating enzyme E2 variant 1. The coding region runs from base 1 to 444 and encodes 147 amino acids. The record is from RefSeq and is a predicted model, not a curated record. NCBI's taxonomy places the organism in Eukaryota, Metazoa, Chordata, Mammalia, Primates, Cercopithecidae. The transcript is spliced from 3 exons.